Molecule: messenger RNA, 1645 nt
Organism: Anopheles maculipalpis
Lineage: Eukaryota; Metazoa; Arthropoda; Insecta; Diptera; Culicidae
Gene: ND-51
Product: NADH dehydrogenase [ubiquinone] flavoprotein 1, mitochondrial
Exons: 4
Coding region: 118-1584 (488 amino acids)
Biological process (GO): mitochondrial electron transport, NADH to ubiquinone
Molecular function (GO): 4 iron, 4 sulfur cluster binding; NAD binding; FMN binding
Source: RefSeq, a predicted model, not a curated record
AUUCUAUUGACCUUGAUAUUUAUUUUCCUUCAUCAUAUCGCGAAAUUGUUCAUCGUCGCACAGGAUUAGAACUUCUGGAAAAACGCAGAAAGGUCACGCGUAGUGAAACAACAAACAAUGGCAAACGCACUAGUGCGUAUUAAUUGUAUGCCAAAGCAGCAAUUAGUUGCGCUUGUUCCAGCAGCUUUGCGCAACACUGCGGUCGUGGCUGGCGGUAGCAACAACAAGCAGCAGGUGCGCCUCCAGUCAGCCCAAGCAUCGGCACCACCGCCACAGACGAGAACCAAGUUCGGUGGAUUGGCCGACCAGGACCGUAUUUUCACCAAUCUGUACGGUCGGCAUGAUUGGCGCUUGAAGGGCGCGCUCAAGCGCGGCGAUUGGUACAAGACGAAGGAAAUCCUGCUGAAAGGCACGGAUUGGAUUUUGAAUGAAAUUAAAGUAUCGGGCUUGCGUGGCCGCGGAGGUGCCGGAUUUCCUACGGGCAUGAAAUGGUCCUUCAUGAACAAACCUUCUGAUGGCCGUCCGAAGUAUCUGGUCGUGAAUGCUGACGAGGGCGAACCGGGAACGUGCAAGGAUCGUGAAAUUAUGCGUCACGAUCCGCACAAGCUGAUCGAGGGUUGUCUCAUCGCUGGUCGUGCAAUGGGAGCUCGUGCUGCUUACAUUUACAUUCGUGGAGAAUUCUACAACGAAGCCUCGAACAUGCAGCUGGCUAUCGCUGAAGCUUAUCAGGCAGGUUUAAUUGGCAAGAACGCUUGUGGUUCCGGGUAUGACUUUGAUGUCUUUAUGCACCGUGGUGCCGGAGCGUACAUCUGUGGUGAGGAAACGGCGCUCAUCGAAUCGCUAGAGGGCAAGCAGGGAAAACCGCGCCUAAAGCCGCCAUUCCCAGCCGAUGUCGGUGUGUUCGGCUGUCCGACGACAGUGUCGAACGUGGAAACGGUAGCUGUAGCUCCGACUAUCUGUCGUCGAGGUGGCGUUUGGUUUGCCAGUUUCGGUCGCACGCGUAACUCCGGCACGAAGCUGUUUAACAUCUCCGGUCACGUUAACACACCGUGCACAGUCGAGGAGGAGAUGUCGAUUCCGCUGAAGGAACUGAUCGAACGUCAUGCCGGUGGCAUUCGGGGUGGCUGGGACAAUCUGCUGGGAAUUAUUCCCGGUGGUUCCUCGACGCCCGUCAUCCCGAAGUCGGUAUGUGAGGAUGUGUUGAUGGACUUUGAUGGUCUAGUACAAGCACAGACCUCGCUGGGUACGGCCGCCAUCAUUGUGAUGGAUAAAUCGACGGACAUCAUUAAAGCUAUCUCGCGUCUGAUUAUGUUCUACAAGCACGAAAGCUGCGGUCAAUGCACACCAUGCCGCGAGGGAAUUGCGUGGAUGAACAAGAUUAUGCAUCGUUUCGUGGAUGGAAAUGCACGUCCGACCGAGAUCGAUAUGCUGUGGGAAAUUUCCAAACAGAUCGAAGGACACACUAUCUGUGCGUUGGGUGAUGGUGCUGCUUGGCCAGUUCAAGGCCUAAUUCGACACUUCCGCCCAGAAAUUGAGUCUAGGAUGAAGCAGUACGAGCAGAAGCAGGCCGCUGGUAAGAACUAAUAACGACAAAAUUAACUCGCGCACUCGUCGAUAUGAAUGACGCUGCUGUAGUAAUUGGAUU